GCGAGGAGGCUGGAUGAUUACCCUCGAAGCMCUCGCUAUGAGGCCGAUCGRGGUAGAGGYGACUCCCRYGGYCGAUKGGAGACAGAACAGAGCCGACGAGAUGRAUAYAGGGAYRACAGAUAUGAGAGAUCGGACCGAGAUGGAUAUAGGGACGACAGAUACGAGAGGACGGGUCGAGAUGGCUACAGAGGAAGUAGAUAUGAGAGAGGAGAUCGGGACUGGGAACGACAAGAUGGGUCGCGCGGACGGUUUGAGCGCGGGGGAGAAGCGAGGGAUCAGCGCGACGAGUCGCGGGGAUGGUACAACCGAGGGGACCGACGCGAUGAGUCACGAGGACGAUAUGACUCGAGGAACCGCCAGAAUGAUUCACGAGGGCGGUAUGAGCAAGGAGGGUCUGGAGAAGACCGGCGCAACGAUUCGCGCGGUCGGAAUGAGUGAGGGGGAUAUGGCGUCUCAUCAGAACCAUAUCCAAAGUCGCCUGACCCCAAGGCGACCAGGAAUUCGAUCUCUAGAGGCGCAGACGACAGGGCAUCUACUCCCAGGAACUCAUGCGUCUACUAGAAGGACGCAGCGGGUCGAUGGAGAGGAGGUUAUCCUUUCACCGCGAAAGCGGCGAAAGCGGGGAGUGAAGAAGUUCUUAAUGAAGAGUUCGCUGGACGAGAUUGACACGGUCGAGCCAUUGAGGCGGGCCCUUCGGCAACCCAUGCAGUGCUCUAUUCUGGAGUACCUGGCGGCAUCGAAGCCGGCUCGUGAUGAGUUACAGAUGAUCACGCGGAAGACUCGCAUACCUCUAUCGGAGGAGGGUCAGGGGGCCCCUAAGGGGGAAGCUUCUACAGUAGCAGUAACGGGGGUGACUGCCAGAGUGGAUCGCAUGACGACAGUCCUUCUCGAUGGAAUGGAAGGUGUGCCUCCAGACAAGUUUUAUAUACUUGGUAGCGGGGCCGUGGAGACGAUUAUAAACGAUGAAGCGGUACUUGAUGCUGUGAUUGAUAACGGCAGUGAGGCUGUCAUCAUAGACGAGGACGUGGCGGUACGAGUUGGACUGGGCCUCGAUAGGUCAUAUCUAUUCGAGAUAGAGACGGCUGAUGGGAGAAAGCAACAGAUCACUGGGGUUUGUCACAAGGCAGCCAUAAAAGUCGAAGGAGUAAGAGUAACCCUGCCUGUUUUUGUGGUCAAGAACUGCAGCUCCGACCUGCUUUUGGGUCGAACGUGGCUGAGCCACGUGCAUGCGGUGACGAUAGAGCGACCUGAUGGGAGCCAAACAUUGUCCAUUAGGAAGCCAGACGGGACACGGGUGAUGAUUGAGACAGUGGAGCCUCGGGACCCGAGGAACAGAGCAGCUUUCGCUGUGGGUGCAAGACCCAGUGAUCAGAUUAGGUCUUUACCCAUCUCCGGCCGCGCGGUGCGAUUUCGCGAGAAGAGAUAUGGACCACUGCUCACAGAGGAAGAAGGUCGGAUCAUGGAGGUGGAAGAUUUAGGAAGCCGGCUAAUAGUGGACGGCAACUCGUACCCAAAGAAAAAAGAGGAGGAAUUUGGCGGUGUGGUAUCUAUGUCUUUUUUAAGGGCACGGCCCCCUAUGGGGGGCUACCCAAGCGACACAAGCGAGUAGCUCAAAAAGUUAAGCCAGCGGCGGUGGGCCGCGAGCGAUCGGCACUGGAAGGAGUAUCAGAAGAAGAGAUCGCGAAAGAAAUCAAAGAAAGAAAGAAAA
Messenger RNA from Chara braunii, 1708 nucleotides. The record is from the annotation of a GenBank genome assembly. NCBI's taxonomy places the organism in Eukaryota, Viridiplantae, Streptophyta, Charophyceae, Charales, Characeae.